This is a messenger RNA of Ficedula albicollis (Collared flycatcher), 1280 nucleotides long. It is a transcript of the gene POLR1F, whose product is annotated as TWIST neighbor. Bases 1 to 1212 code for a protein of 403 amino acids. Gene Ontology annotation, biological process: DNA-templated transcription; DNA-templated transcription initiation. Lineage: Eukaryota; Metazoa; Chordata; Aves; Passeriformes; Muscicapidae. The record is from RefSeq and is a predicted model, not a curated record. Gene Ontology annotation, cellular component: RNA polymerase I complex. The transcript is spliced from 6 exons.
AUGUUCGAGCCUCGUCCAGACUUGGUGGGGGCUUGUAGCCACUGCUGCUGGAGUGCUAGCCAGGGUGCUCGGGCUUGCUCGGACUGGCACCCCAGCACAGCAGGCCACCGUAACUCGUCUCCGGUCCAAGGGGACACGCGUCGGGUUGGGGCCCCCGGUUUGGGUCUGGCCGGCGGGAGCGCGGCGGGGCUCCCUGUGGGGCUCCCUGCGGGCAGGGCCGAGCGCCGCGGGUUCGAUCCAAGAGCCGGACUCGAUGACCCUUCCCGCUCAGAACAUUCUGUGAUUCCGCGUUCCCUGCUGGCGGCGCACCGGCGGCACGUGGCGCUGCCGCCGCGCUUCCUGGGCCGCAAGCGCUCCGGCAUCCGCGCGCAGCUGGACGCGGAGCUGCUGCGCUACUCGCAGAGCCUGCAGGGUGUGCCCGUGGCCUACGACAACAUCAAAGUGGUCGGCGAGCUCGGCGACAUCUACGACGACCAAGGGUUCAUCCACCUGAACAUCGAGGCGGACUUCGUCAUCUUCAGCCCCAGGAAGGGGAAGAAGCUGGUGGGUGUAAUUAAUAAAGUGGCCCCUAGUCAUAUUGGCUGCCUGAUACAUGGAUGCUUCAAUGCAUCUAUCCCUAAGCCUGAACACAUGUCCAUUGUACAGUGGCAAGAGCUGGGAUUCAAAAUAGGGGAUGAACUGAAGUUUCAAGUGUUGCACUUGGAUUUUGAUACAGCUGGGGUGUUCUUCAUUCGAGGAGGACUCACUAAAAGCAGCAUGCGGCCCAAAAAAUCUGUCACAGUCACUGAAAGUACAAAUGGGGACGAAAUUCAAAAGCUUGAGCAGCAGGAAAAUGGCUUGAAUGACUCUGAGGAAGAUAAUGUCACAGAAGAGCCUUUAAAUGAGACGGGUAACCUUGAGAGGGAAAACGAACAAGAGCCAAGCGUUGAUGCUGUGAACGGAGUAUGUGAUGAUGAAAAGAAGAAGAAGAAGAAAAAGAAAAAGGACAGGCAAGGAGAGCAGGAGCUUGUAUUGCCUACUGAAGAACAGGAACUUGUAUUGCCUACCGGAGAACAGGAACUUGUAUUGCCUACCAGUGACUCCAGUGGUUACCAAAGUGACCAUAAAAAGUCAAAGAAAAAGAAAAGAAAGCAUUGUGAUGAAGUUGAAGAAAGCGAAUUACCUCAGUUGUCAGAAGAACCCAAAGCAAAAAAGAAAAGGACAAAAGUCUGAAGUGCCUUUCCUGUGUUACAUUUCAGAGGUUUUUAAUAAGUUUCAAUAAAACCCUGUUUUCAAUAUGG